Messenger RNA from Telopea speciosissima, 3916 nucleotides. RefSeq names its product importin-5. The coding region runs from base 161 to 3511 and encodes 1116 amino acids. Lineage: Eukaryota; Viridiplantae; Streptophyta; Magnoliopsida; Proteales; Proteaceae. The record is from RefSeq and is a predicted model, not a curated record. Gene Ontology annotation, biological process: protein import into nucleus. Gene Ontology annotation, cellular component: nucleus; cytoplasm. The transcript has 20 exons. Gene Ontology annotation, molecular function: small GTPase binding; nuclear import signal receptor activity.
CUCUUUCACGCUUCCCAACUUUUAGCACUUUCGCUCGGAGUCACAGACGUGGGAGCGAGAAAGAGAGAAGCCCGCCUCCAUCUCUAUCUUUCUUUGUAGUCUCCUCGGAGCCUCACAGAGCUUCCUUCUUCACUUACUGCAAAACCCUAAUUUAGCUUCCAUGGAUUCCGAGUCGUCUCAGCUUCAACAAGCCCAACUGGCUGCGAUCCUCGGCCCCGAUACGGCUCCAUUCGAAACCCUGAUUUCCCAUCUCAUGUCAUCUGGGAACGAACAGCGAUCGCAGGCUGAGGCGUUAUUUAAUCUCUGCAAGCAGAAUCAGCCCGAUGCGUUGUCUCUCAAGCUCGCUCAUCUUCUUCAGUCGUCUCCUCACGUCGAGCUACGGGCCAUGUCGGCGAUUCUCCUUCGUAAGCAGCUCACCCGUGAUGACUCCUACAUCUGGCCUCGUCUUUCUCCUUCUACGCAAUCGGCUCUCAAAACUCACCUUCUUGCUUGCGUUCAACAAGAAGUUGCCAAGACGAUAUCCAAAAAGCUCUGCGAUACAGUCUCCGAGCUCGCUUCAGGUAUCCUUCCUGAUGGUGGGUGGCCGGAGCUUCUCCCCUUUAUGUUCCAGUGUGUCACCUCCGAUAACCCUCGGCUUCAAGAGUCCGCUCUUCUGAUGUUUGCCCAGUUAUCGCAGUACAUCGGGGAAACCCUAAUUCCCCACCUCAAUACUCUACACACCGUCUUUUUCCAGUGCUUGGCUUCAUCCUCGAAUUCGGAUGUCCGUAUAGCUUCGCUUGGCGCUGCCAUUAAUUUCAUCCAGUGCCUGUCGAGCCCCUCGGACCGUGAUCGGUUCCAAGACCUAUUGCCGGCAAUGAUUCAGACUUUGACGGAAGCACUGAACUGUGGUCAAGAGGCCACUGCUCAAGAAGCGCUUGAGUUGUUGAUCGAGUUGGCUGGAACGGAGCCCAAAUUCUUGAGGCGGCAGCUGGUCGAAGUGGUUGGGUCCAUGCUGCAGAUUGCAGAGGCAGAGUCACUGGAAGAAGGUACACGCCAUCUUGCUAUUGAAUUUGUGAUAACACUGGCCGAGGCGAGGGAGAGAGCUCCUGGGAUGAUGCGGAAACUGCCCCAAUUCAUAAGUAGAUUGUUUGCGAUUCUGAUGAAGAUGCUUCUGGAUAUCGAAGAUGAUCCCGCUUGGCACACGGCAGAUACUGAAGAUGAGGAUGCUGGGGAGACCAGUAAUUACAGUGUUGGUCAGGAGUGCUUGGAUCGGUUGUCAAUCUCAUUGGGUGGGAAUACGAUUGUUCCCGUCGCUUCGGAGCUCUUGCCACAGUUCCUUGCUGCUCCCGAAUGGCAGAAGCACCAUGCAGCACUCAUCGCUCUAGCUCAAAUUGCUGAGGGAUGCUCGAAGGUAAUGAUAAAAAAUCUGGAGCAAGUGCUGAACAUGGUCUUGAACUCAUUCCAAGAUCCCCAUCCGCGCGUGAGGUGGGCAGCUAUUAAUGCGAUUGGACAAUUGUCUACAGACUUGGGUCCAGAGCUUCAAACCCAAUAUCAUCAACGGGUAUUGCCAGCGCUAGCUGCAUCAAUGGAUGAUUUCCAAAAUCCCAGAGUACAGGCUCAUGCUGCUUCAGCAGUCCUCAACUUCAGUGAAAAUUGUACGCCAGAUAUUUUGACACCUUACUUGGAUGGGAUAGUAAGCAAAUUGCUUGUACUCCUUCAGAAUGGGAAGCAAAUGGUGCAAGAGGGGGCAUUGACAGCUUUAGCAUCGGUUGCGGAUUCUUCACAGGAGCACUUCCAGAAGUAUUAUGAUGCUGUUAUGCCUUAUCUGAAAGCUAUCUUGAUUAAUGCAACGGACAAGUCUAACCGUAUGCUUCGUGCAAAAUCAAUGGAAUGCAUUAGUUUGGUUGGAAUGGCUGUUGGCAAGGAGAAGUUCAGGGACGAUGCCAAGCAGGUCAUGGAAGUGCUUAUGGCUUUGCAAGGGUCUCAGAUGGAGACGGAUGAUCCGACAACAAGUUACAUGCUACAAGCAUGGGCUAGACUCUGCAAGUGUCUAGGGCAGGAUUUCCUCCCUUACAUGAGUGUUGUUAUGCCCCCCCUCCUUCAAUCUGCUCAGCUUAAACCUGAUGUAACCAUUACAUCUGCAGAUUCUGAUGAUGAUAUUGAUCAAUCAGAUGAUGAAAGUAUCGAGACUAUUACUCUUGGGGAUAAAAGGAUAGGGAUCAAAACUAGUGUACUAGAGGAGAAAGCUACAGCUUGUAAUAUGCUAUGCUGCUAUGCAGAUGAAUUAAAGGAGGGGUUCUACCCAUGGAUAGAUCAGGUUGCUCCUACUUUAGUUCCUCUUCUCAAAUUUUAUUUCCAUGAAGAAGUUAGGAAGGCUGCUGUUUCAGCCAUGCCGGAGCUCUUGCGUUCAGCUAAAUUAGCCGUGGAAAAGGGGCAAGCCCAAGGUCGGAAUGAGUCUUAUAUUAAGCAGUUGUCUGACUACAUAAUACCUGCUUUGGUGGAAGCUUUACAUAAGGAACCUGAGACAGAAAUUUGUGCAAGUAUGUUGGAUGCUAUGAAUGAAUGCGUUCAGGUAUCUGGACCACUUCUGGAUGAAAGCCAGGUGAGAUGCAUUGUUGAUGAAAUAAAGCAAGUGAUAACAGCUAGCUCAACUAGAAAAAGAGAGAGAGCAGAGAGGGCCAAAGCGGAGGACUUUGAUGCAGAGGAAGGGGAGUUGCUUAGAGAAGAAAAUGAGCAAGAAGAAGAAGUCUUUGACCAAGUUGGUGAUUGUUUGGGCACAUUGAUCAAAACUUUCAAGGCCUCUUUCUUACCUUUCUUCGAUGAGCUUUCAUCUUAUAUAAUGCCUAUGUGGGGUAAGGAUAAAACAGCUGAGGAAAGAAGGAUCGCUAUUUGCAUUUUUGAUGAUGUUGCGGAGCAAUGCCGUGAAGCAGCUUUGAAAUAUUACGAUACUUACCUUCCUUUCCUAUUGGAAGCCUGUAAUGAUGAGAACCCAGAUGUUCGGCAGGCAGCUGUAUAUGGUAUUGGUGUUUGUGCGGAGUUUGGAGGAUCUGUUUUUAGACCUCUCGUUGGAGAGGCUCUUUCCAGGCUAAAUAUUGUGAUAAGACAUCCUAAUGCACUCCAUUCAGAUAAUGUAAUGGCGUAUGACAAUGCUGUUUCAGCUCUUGGGAAAAUAUGUCAGUUCCACCGUGACGGUAUUGAUGCUGCUCAGGUUGUUCCUGCCUGGCUUAGCUGCUUGCCAAUAAAAGGUGAUUUGAUUGAAGCCAAAGUUGUGCAUGACCAGCUUUGUUCAAUGGUUGAAAGGUCUGAUAGGGAUCUUUUGGGCCCGAACAAUCAAUACCUUCCCAAGAUUGUUGCAGUCUUUGCCGAGGUUCUAUGUACAGGCAAAGAUCUGGCUACAGAACAAACUGCCAGCCGAAUGAUCAAUAUUUUGAGGCAGCUACAGCAGACUUUACCGCCUUCUACCCUGGCAUCAACCUGGUCAUCCUUGCAGCCUCAGCAACAGCUUGCUUUGCAAUCCAUUCUCUCGUCGUAGUUCUUUGAUAUUUGUGUUGGCAUCUCGUCGUUUUUUUGGGAGAAUUACUGCAUUCAGUCGCUGUGUGUCUAUUAUAUGUUCAUUACCCAUUCUUUUCCAUAAUGUAUUUCCAUCAUUCCUUUGGUGUGGAAUUCUCUGGCGAUGUGAUGUUUUUGUCAGUCGAGGUUCAAAGUUGUGCGGUUAUUAGAAAAAUGUUUUUGGUGUAGAAUGUGUAUAUUACAAGCAUUAUUCAUAGUCCGGUUCUGCCCGGAGGAAGGGAAAAAAGGACAUGGCUUUUGGUCAUUGAGGGCAUCUUGUUUGUUUUUGCGAGGUUGAGGAUUGCUAAGAGGCAAUUCUUGUUGCAGUUUUGAUGUUUUUAAUAUAUAUGUUUUUGCCAAUCUAUUUUUUCCUCUUUGCAAAUGUGAU